Messenger RNA from Oryzias melastigma (Indian medaka), 3313 nucleotides. RefSeq names its product protocadherin alpha-8-like. Lineage: Eukaryota; Metazoa; Chordata; Actinopteri; Beloniformes; Adrianichthyidae. The record is from RefSeq and is a predicted model, not a curated record. Gene Ontology annotation, biological process: homophilic cell-cell adhesion. Bases 599 to 3055 code for a protein of 818 amino acids. Gene Ontology annotation, cellular component: plasma membrane. Gene Ontology annotation, molecular function: calcium ion binding. The transcript has a single exon.
CAACAUGUUUAAUAGCAUAAAUUGUUGUUUAAUACAAUUAAUAAAUAAGAUUAACUUGCAAAAAAUAUAUUUAGAUACAAAUCAGUUCACUUCUGUCUUUAAUAAACCUUAUUUUUUUCUGUAUUUUUUUUACUCAUCUUUCUUCAAUUCAACUGUCUCGUAACCCGGCAGCAAGACUCUGUCCAUGGUGCUGAAAUUGUUUCCGCACGCAGUUGCGAUUCCAUUUUCGUCAAAUACUGAGCUUAUUUAACCUGAUGUUUGUCGACGUACAGUGGUUUGCCUCGUUGCUUAAAAUAUAGAAAAUAUAGGAUCAAAUGUAGACUAUUAUUAAUAAGUUGUAAUUACUAAAAAUGUCCAUAAGAGGACAGCCGAGACCGUGAUCCCGAAAGCACGUCUCUGACACGUGAAGGCCACUCCUACAUCAGACGCAUAUUCUUUGUCCGGGCUUUGUUAUAAACGCAGUUAGACGCGGAAUGGAUCUGAUCGGCUCUUGAUGGUUUUAUUUUUACUUAUACAUACAUUUUUUGUCCGGUCCAAUUUUCUUACCAGGACGUGUUUGUCGGUACCUUCGUACGGAAUUUAGCAUCUGCUGGGUGAAAUGAUCUCUUUUCGGAUAUAUCUGGUGCUUAUUGUUCUGGAGUGUCGCUGCGUGUCCGGGCAGCUUUCAUACUCCGUGCAAGAGGAAGUAAAUCUGGGGACUGCAGUCGGAAACCUCGCAAAGGAUCUGAACCUCAAUGUGCAGGAUUUGGAGUCGCGUAUGUUUCAAAUCGUGAGUGGAUCAAAGCGAAAGUAUUUUGAUGUCAAUUUAAAAUCGGGUCUCCUUUACGUCAUUGAAAAAAUAGACAGAGAGGAGCUGUGUGAAAAAGCUGCAACGUGCGCAUUAAAUGUAGAGGCUGUGAUCAAUAACCCAUUAAAGCUCUAUCGGAUUGAGGUUAAUAUUCUAGAUAUUAAUGACAACCCGCCGACGUUCAGCACCAAAUCACAAACCAUCGAUAUAGCAGAGAGCGUGCUGCCUGGAGCCACAUUCCCCGUGUUGUCUGCGUAUGAUGCCGACAUAGGGAAAAAUGCGAUUAACACCUACAAACUCUCGCAGAAUGAUUAUUUUUCUUUAGCGGUUCACAAAGGUAAAAGUGUUUCUGCUGAGUUGGUUCUUCAAAAACCAUUAGAUCAAGAAAAACAGGCCUUAAUAAAGCUCACUUUGAUCGCGCUAGAUGGAGGAACACCAGUAAAGACAGCAACGUCAGAGGUUCUAAUUAAUGUUUUAGAUAAUAAUGAUAAUAUUCCAAUUUUUACAAAAACUCUUUAUAAAACUACUAUUUCUGAAAAUCCCUCAAUUGGAACAACAGUGCUGACGGUCACAGCAACCGACGCCGAUGAGGGAAUAAACAAAGAGAUCACGUAUUUACUUAAUGCGAAGGAUCAGGACCAAGUGCUUGAAACGUUUGAAAUAGAUCCCGAAACAGGAUCAAUAACAGUGAAGGGAGUCGUUGACUUUGAAACAAACCCUGCGUUUGAAAUUCGCGUUCAGGCCACCGACAAAGGCCAGCCUCCUUUAACGGCACAAUGUAAAGUCCUCGUGGAGGUCCUGGAUCUAAACGACAACGCCCCCGAGAUCACGGUGACGUCACUGCUCACUUCUGUUAAAGAGGACGCUGAAACAGGAACAGCUAUAGCUCUUGUUUCAGUGCUUGACAAAGAUGGAGGUAAAAAUGGUGAAAUAAAGUGUGAAAUAAUGAAUUUGGUUCCCUUUAAACUGGAGACAAAUUAUAAAAACUAUUAUUCAUUAGUGGUAGAAGGAAAGCUAGAUAGGGAACUAACUCCUAAUUAUAACGUUACGAUCAAAGCCACAGAUGAAGGCAAACCUUCUCUGUUCUCCACAGCCUCCACGUUUGUGAGAAUCACUGAUGUAAAUGACAACACCCCUUUGUUUUCUGAAGCUGUAAUCAAUCUGUACGUGAAAGAAAACUCCCAAGAAAGAACAGCUUUAAGAAAAAUAUCUGCUGUUGAUGUUGAUGAAAGUGAAAAUGGUCAAAUAACUUAUACACUUGUUAAUGAUAAUAGCAAACAAGCAUCACUGUCCAGAAUUAUAAGUAUCAAUUCAGAAACAGGAGAAAUAAUCAGCCUUCAGUCUUUUGAUUAUGAGAUGCUGAAAACGUUCCAGUUCAAAGUUCAGGCCACAGACUCUGGUGUUCCUCCGCUCAGCAGCAACGUGACUGUGAAUGUUUUUGUUCUGGAUGAAAAUGACAACAGUCCCUCCAUUCUUGCUCCUUACUCUGAGCACGGCUCCGUUAACAGCGAGAACAUCCCAUAUUCUGCUGAAGCGGGAUACUUUGUGGCAAAGAUCAGGGCUGUGGACGCAGACUCUGGAUACAAUGCUCUGCUUUCUUAUCACCUGUCUGAGCCCAAAGGAAACAACCUGUUCCGGAUCGGAACCAGCAGCGGGGAGAUCAGGACUAAGAGGAGAAUGAGCGACAAUGACCUGAAAAGUCACCCCUUGCUGGUGCUGGUUUGUGAUCAUGGAGAACCUUCUCUGUCAGCUACUGUGUCCAUUGAGGUGGUGGUUCUGGAAAGCAGCGCUGACAUGCAGACUCCGUUCAGACACGUGCCUCUAAAGGAGGACAGCUUCUCGGAUUUGAACCUGUACCUGCUGAUCGCCAUAGUGUCGGUGUCUGUCAUCUUUCUGCUGAGUCUCAUCAGUUUGAUGGCUGUCAGAUGCCACAGGACAGACGCAAGUUUCAGCAGGUACAGCGCUCCAAUGAUCACCACCCACCCUGACGGGAGCUGGUCUUACUCCAAAGCUACUCAGCAGUACGACGUGUGUUUCAGUUCGGAUACUCUCAAGAGUGACAUGGUGGUUUUCCCCGCACCGUUUCCUCCUGUAGACGCAGAACUGAUCAGUAUAAACGGGGCCGACACUUUUACCAGAACUCAGACUUUACCCACCUCAGAGAAGGUAAGACAAUUAGUCAUGUUAAACCUGCAAUGUAAUAUUUUGUUUUUUCUGGCUUUUUUCUUUUUGUUGCUUUUAUGCGACAUUUGUUCUGUGCUUUUUUAAGUCUUUAAAAAAGCUGCAUGGUUCAUUUUAUCAUUCAAAUAAUUACAAAUUUUCAAUCUCUUUAGUGGUGUACCACAGAAAACACCAAUGUAUUAAGAAUCUUGCUCUAUGACUUGGUUAGGCUUUUUCCGCUGACCUUGGUGCUGAAUUUUGUUGUCUUUGGCUGCUUUUCAGACAAAUUAUUCCAUUAGUUUUAGCAACUACUGUUUGCUACACAUAUUAUUUGCAUUUGGAUAGUUUCAGCUUGUCUUGAACUGU